Medicago truncatula (barrel medic) is the source of this 878-nucleotide messenger RNA. RefSeq names its product actin-depolymerizing factor 4. The record is from RefSeq and is a predicted model, not a curated record. The transcript is spliced from 3 exons. Gene Ontology annotation, molecular function: actin binding. Bases 250 to 669 code for a protein of 139 amino acids. NCBI's taxonomy places the organism in Eukaryota, Viridiplantae, Streptophyta, Magnoliopsida, Fabales, Fabaceae. Gene Ontology annotation, biological process: actin filament depolymerization. Gene Ontology annotation, cellular component: actin cytoskeleton.
ACAGGUGGCACUGUUUAUUCUCCCAAUUCACAAUUUUACCUUCCAUAAUCCAUUUUUUCUUCUAUAAAAAAUUCAAUUUCUCUCACCCAAUCAAAACCAUAUAUUAUUAUCAACAUUUUAUUUUUCAUUCUUCCUUUCUUGCACGACCAUCUGAGUAUAGAACGAUCCCUACAUCUCCUCCUCCACCAUCGCUUGACAGUUAUUUUCCAUAUUUGUCCUUUCAAGCUUCAAGCCGUAGAACAAAAAACAAUGGCGAAUGCAGCAUCAGGUAUGGCUGUGAAUGAUGAAUGCAAGUUAAAGUUUUUGGAGCUCAAGGCGAAGAGGACCUAUCGGUAUAUCAUUUACAAAAUUGAGGAGAAGCAGAAGCAAGUUGUUGUGGACAAGGUUGGUGAUCCUGCAAAUGGUUAUGAUGAUUUCACUGCUAAUCUUCCUGCUGAUGAGUGUCGAUAUGCUGUUUAUGAUUUUGAUUUUGUCACCGAGGAGAAUUGCCAGAAAAGCAGAAUUUUCUUCAUAGCUUGGUGCCCUGAUAUUUCAAGGGUAAGGAGCAAGAUGAUUUAUGCUAGCUCCAAAGAUAGGUUCAAAAGGGAGCUUGAUGGGAUACAAGUUGAGUUGCAAGCUACUGAUCCUACUGAGAUGGAUCUUGAUGUGUUCAAAAGCCGUGUCAAUUAAUCUUUUGUGAUUGAAUAAAAUUUCUUAUGUGGAAUUUGUCUAUAGUUUGUCUGAUGGUCAGCUUGGUUAAUUACAUACAUAUUUGAUUUGCCAAGUUUUGACAUGAAGUCUAAUGCACCUGAAACUUCUCUUGUUUCCAUAUUAUGGUUUGUGACAUACUGGGUUUGUGUUCGUUUUAAUUUUUAGUCCCGUGCUUACUAAUCGAUUAA